Molecule: messenger RNA, 405 nt
Organism: Sorghum bicolor (sorghum)
Lineage: Eukaryota; Viridiplantae; Streptophyta; Magnoliopsida; Poales; Poaceae
Exons: 1
Coding region: 1-405 (134 amino acids)
Source: RefSeq, a predicted model, not a curated record
AUGUCGGACAUCGCAAAGAGGGAUUUCGAGAUGCUCGCCGUGGAUGGCAGCAACUACCUCACUUGGGCGACCGACAUCGAGAUCAGACUCGAUGGCAUGGGCCUCGAUCAUACCAUUGUCCAGCCUGAAGCUGGCAAGGAUGAGCGCACAAAGCAGGAUAAGGCAAAGGCAUUGCAUUACCUGCGGCACCACCUUCAUCCUGACUUGAAGUGCGAGUACAUGACAGAGAAGGACCCGCUAGUCUUGUGGCAGUCCCUGAAGGACCGCUUCAGCCAGCAGCUGACCAUUGUGCUCCCCAGAGCACAACAAGACUGGAUCAACCUACGCUUCCAAGACUUCAAGUCUGUGGCAGCGUAUAACUCCGCCUUGCACAGGAUUGUGACCAAACUGCGUCUAUGUGGCUAG